CUCAAAUGGUACAAUUAUCCGGACUUAAUAUCCGGAUAACACUUCCUUUUGAAUUGUAUGGUCACUUCCCGCGCAGCUAUGGCAUCAGCACAAGAGGAAGCGCCGCCCCUUCUGCCGACGCCGCUUGAAGUGCGCGCCCUGCAGCAACCUGAAAAGGUCGUGAUGCGAAAGAACUCCCUGGGACGUGACAAGCAUGAAGUGCUCACGGACGCCCGCGUGCUCAUCUUGUACACUGGCGGGACAUUUGGCAUGGCUCCAGACGCGGUUGGCACCCUUCAUCCCAAGUCGGGGUUCCUGGAGCAAAAGGUCAAGGAAAUGGACGAAUUCAAGUUUGGCGGGAUGCCCAAAGUCACGAUCAUCGAGUGGGAAGACCCGAUUGACUCGUCCGACAUGUCGCCAGCCGACUGGGGUCGCAUUGCACAGACGAUUGAAGAGCACUACUGGGACUACGACGGGUCCGUCCCAUGUCUUUGUUACGCCCUUCACUCACCUCCGUCGUCAUGCGUAGAUUCGUCGUGCUUCAAGGCACCGACACGAUGGCGUACACGGCGUCCGCCCUGUCGUUCAUGCUGGAAAGCUUGGGUAAACUGGUCGUGAUCUCUGGUGCGAUGAUUCCGCUGCAUUUUCCUCACAGUGACGCGCGGCGCAACCUCAUCAUGUCGGUGCUGUGCGCCGCGAGCCUCGAAAUUCCAGAGGUGUGCAUUUACUCGAACGACAAACUUCUGCGGGGCAACCGCACGACCAAGACGUUCAACAUGGCCGUGGACGCGUUCCACUCGCCCAACCAUCCUGUCUUGGCCUUGACGGGCGUCGAAACCAUUCUCGAACAUGGGCUCAUUCUGCCGUAUCCUCGCCGCCGAUUCAGCGCAUUUACAAAGCUUCACACCAACAUUUGCGUGUUCCACUUGGUCCCAGGCUUCGACGACGACUGCAUCACGGCGUAUAUUGAAAAGCACAAGCGCGACCAACCUGGGGCCAGCGCCAAAGCCAUGGUGUUUGCCUUGUACGGCACUGGCAACGCUCCGUUGAAGAAGGAUGGAUUCCUUCAAGUCAUCCAACACGCGUUGGAUGCCAACAUUGCCGUGUGUGUCACCACGCAGUGUCUCCACGGACGAACCCAAUUGGACACGUAUGCGACGGGUAUCAAGUUGCUUCAAAUGGGCGUGAUCACGUCGUACGAUAUGACAAUCGAGUCGUGUGUGACCAAACUCGCGUACCUCAUGGGCAAGGGGUACCGCGGCCCCGACCUGAAACUCAACAUGGAAACGGACCUCCGGGGGGAGUUGAGUGUACUGGAUGUGACGGGUGAAACGGACCUGACGCGGUCGUCCAGCCUGACGCAGAAGAAGGUCGUGAAGCGGAUGCUAUCGCAUUAGAUACUACCGUUGCUCUAGUAGUUUCUCUAGUAGUGGCUGUAGCAGUUGCUGUAGUAGUUGCUCUAGUAGUUGCUCUAGUAGUGGCUAUAGUAGUGGCUGUAGUAGUGGGGACUGACGUUAUAGCGAGGGAUCUCGAAUAGUAUACUAACGUUACUACACCA
This is a messenger RNA of Aphanomyces astaci, 1537 nucleotides long. RefSeq lists its product as hypothetical. Gene Ontology annotation, molecular function: asparaginase activity. Bases 465 to 1376 code for a protein of 303 amino acids. NCBI's taxonomy places the organism in Eukaryota, Oomycota, Saprolegniomycetes, Saprolegniales, Verrucalvaceae. The transcript has 6 exons. The record is from RefSeq and is a predicted model, not a curated record.